Messenger RNA from Magnolia sinica, 1543 nucleotides. Its product is annotated as purine permease 1-like. Gene Ontology annotation, cellular component: membrane. Lineage: Eukaryota; Viridiplantae; Streptophyta; Magnoliopsida; Magnoliales; Magnoliaceae. The transcript has 2 exons. Gene Ontology annotation, molecular function: purine nucleoside transmembrane transporter activity. The record is from RefSeq and is a predicted model, not a curated record. Bases 104 to 1183 code for a protein of 359 amino acids.
UCAUAAUCCAAAAUCACUCAAGACAGUCGCAUUGAGUCUCCUGCUCUUCUCCAAACACUUCUUUCAUACUUGAGAAAGCAGUGUGGAAAGAGUGGGAAGAGCCAUGGCCAUGAACAUUGAGGGCGUUGAGAGGAUGGAGCAUGGAGUUUCAGAAUCCUCAUCACCAAAGGAAACCCACAAACGCACUGUCAAAUGGUGGCUUAUUGCCCUCAACUGCACCCUCACCGGGAUAGGGACCAUCUGCGGUCCACUGCUUCUACGGCUUUACUAUCUCCACGGCGGGAGAAGGAAAUGGCUAACCAGCUCGCUGCAGACAGGUGGUUUCCCCGUCCUCCUUAUCCCGCUCUCCAUUGUCUACAUGCGCGAACGGGCUCGUGGGAUGAAAUUCCUGUUGGAGCCCAGACUCUUUAUAUCGAGUGUGGUGAUCGGACUCCUCAUGGGUCUCGAUAACUUCAUGUAUUCGAUGGGUUCUUCAUUGCUUCCCGUCUCCACAUCCUCACUACUCUUCGCCACUCAGCUCGUUUUCACUGCAUUCUUCGCACUCAUCAUCGUGAAGCAGAAAUUCACCCCCUAUACCAUCAACGCCGUGGUGUUGAUGACUCUCGCGUCGGUGUUGCUUGGGAUUCGCAAGAGCGGUGACCGUCCUGCGAAUGUAUCUAAUGGGGAGUAUUUGCUGGGUUUCAUCCUCACUAUCGGGGCCGCCGCGUUGCUGGGAUUCGCAUAUCCAUGCACCGAGCUUUGUUACGCCAAGGCAAGGAAAGCCAUCACUUAUCCGGUUGUGAUGCAGUUUCAGUUCUUCACGACCUUGUCUGCUACCAUUUUCUGCGUUAUUGGGAUGACUAUUAAUAAGGAUUUCCAGGCCAUUGGAAGGGAGGCGGCAGAGUAUGAACUUGGGGAGGCCAAGUACUACGUGGUGCUGUUUGGGAUUGCUGCUGGGUUUCAGAUGAUAUUCUUGGGAACUCUCGGCCUCGUCUUCUGCAUUUCAUCUCUCUUUGCAGGAAUCCUCAGCGCCACUCUCCUCCCUUUCACAGAGAUAGCAGGGGUCAUCUUCUUCAAAGAGAAGUUCACAGGAGAGAAGGGAAUGGCCCUGGCUCUCUGCCUUUGGGGCUUCGCCUCUUACUUCUACGGUUCCUACAAGUUGAACAAGAAGCAACCAACCCAAGAAGAAGAAGAAUCCAAGUAGCCCUAAAAAUCAAACACAACCAAAGUAAAUCCAAAUAGCUCUAAAAAUCAAACACAAUCAAAAGCGGAAGUGGAAUUUGUUUCAAAAUCAAGAUGCGUGUGCAUCGUCUCAAUUAGUCCACACAUGUUGCGGAACUCAUACGCCUUCACCUGCUUCUUUAUUUCUAUUGUUUCUCCUUCUUUUGUAAUCUUGUUUCUUCUAAAAUGAGUGCACACAUGUUGCGUAACUCAUACGCCUUCACCUGCUUCUUUAUUUCUAUUGUUUCUCCUUCUUUUGUAAUUUUGUAUCUCCUAAAAUGAAACAUACUCAUGUAACUCUGAAUAAUGAAAUGCAUUUAUCUUUUGGGUGAAAGUGAAACCA